GGGAGAGAAGCAGCGCCCGCUGCAGCCCGGCAGCAAUCGAGCGAAGGAGCGUGCACGGCAUCCGACGGCGAGCACCCCCGCGGUGCAAAGCCCCCGGCAGAGCGCUCGCGCCGCCGUGCGAAGUUGCCGUCGGCGAGCGGGCACGGACGCACCGCGCGCACAAAGCGCCCGCUGCGGAAGCACGUGCCGCUGAGCGUGCACCGUCGGGGGCAGCGCCGAUCCCGGGACGCAGACGUCAUGGGCAACUGCAUCCCCGUGAGCCCCAGAGUCCUGGAGAGCAGUACCUUCUUCGAUCUCAUGGACAUCAUAGAAAAUUUCUCCAUGAGCGAGAACUACAGCAGUGUGGACUACACCGACGCCAAGCCCUGCCACAACUCUUACUGCCUCAUCUUCCAGCAUGUGGCUCCCACCUUCCUGGCUACAGCCUGCGCCUUGGCAGUCCUUAGCAACUUGGUGCUGCUGGUGGCCUUGUCCAAGUGCCACCAUGUGUGGAGCCAGCCCCAUGGCAAAGCCUUGGUGGCCCAGCUGCUGGUGGGCAGUGGGCUCUUCACCCUGCUGCUGCCCAUCUUUGCAACCAGCAUCUGGUAUGGCUGGAAGCUGGGGAUGGGGCCGUGCAAGCUUGUCCACGUGCUGUGGCACUGGAGUCUCUUUGCCCAGGGCCUGCUGGUGGCCAGUGGCUUUUGCACUGCUUGGAGACGCUGGGACCGUCCAAGCCAGCGGCUUGCCGUGGUGGUUUGGGCAGUGGCUCUGCUGUUGGCAAUGCCGGCUGGUUUCACCAGCGGCACAGUGGCAAACUCAGAGGUGUCCUGCAUCCUCAGGAAAGUGGAGAUCCUCUCCCCGGCCUACCUGGCCCAGCUCACCAUCUACCUGUGCUUCUUUCUGCUGCUGCCGGUAGCCGUGGCGGUGGGCAGGCUGGCCGUGCCAUGGCUGCGGAAGGGGUGGGAGGCAGCGAGCUGGGUGCCCUGGAUCUUCUUCAGCUUGUGGGUGCCCUACAGCAUGGGACUCGCCGUGGAACUCCUGCUGCACGUCCAGGUGCUCCAGCCCACCUGCAGCACCUUUGAGCACUUUGACUUUGCUCUGGGGCUCUGCAAAGCCCUGGGCGUCCUGCACUGCUGCCUGGGGCCGCUGCUGCUCCUCUUUGCACGGCUCCAGCACUACCAGAGGAGGUCCCGCAGCAUGGCCCGAGCAGCUCGCACAGCACCCGAGGGCACAUGAAGUGGCACCCAUCUGUGUCACACCAAUGGUGCCCAGCCCAACCUUCAGGCCCACAGCAAGGUGACUGCUCCUGCCUUCUCCGUAGCCUCCAAAACGUGACAGCCAAGCACUGUCGGCGCCUUUGCAGCAUGCAGCAGCACUCGGUUGAUCCAACAGUGGGGCACAACCGGCAGAGCCUACAUCUGGCCUCAGGCGCCCUGUUCUCCUGCAAAACGGACAAUAAAGUAUCCCCGGUUUGGAUA
Molecule: messenger RNA, 1457 nt
Organism: Rhea pennata
Lineage: Eukaryota; Metazoa; Chordata; Aves; Rheiformes; Rheidae
Product: atypical chemokine receptor 1-like
Exons: 2
Coding region: 238-1215 (325 amino acids)
Biological process (GO): inflammatory response; chemokine-mediated signaling pathway
Cellular component (GO): membrane
Molecular function (GO): chemokine binding
Source: RefSeq, a predicted model, not a curated record